Tilletiopsis washingtonensis is the source of this 1524-nucleotide messenger RNA. RefSeq names its product putative UTP-glucose-1-phosphate uridylyltransferase. Bases 1 to 1524 code for a protein of 507 amino acids. Lineage: Eukaryota; Fungi; Basidiomycota; Exobasidiomycetes; Entylomatales. Gene Ontology annotation, molecular function: UTP:glucose-1-phosphate uridylyltransferase activity. The transcript is spliced from 9 exons. Gene Ontology annotation, cellular component: cytoplasm. Gene Ontology annotation, biological process: UDP-alpha-D-glucose metabolic process; glycogen metabolic process. The record is from RefSeq and is a predicted model, not a curated record.
AUGUCGUCCCAGCUCUCUGCUCCUCCGAGCGGCGCGCCGAUCAAGGCCGCCCGCACGCGCGGCGCCUCGCACAUUGACUUCAAGUCGGCCACGACAGGCGUCGCGGCCAAGGCCAUGCGCAACGAGCUCAACAAGAUGGUCGCCGGCAUCGAGGACCCCGUGGCGCGCAAGGCAUUCGACGCCGAGAUGUCGUCGUUCUUCACCCUCUUCAACCGCUACCUCUCGGAGCGCGCCAAGGGCGAGAAGCUCGACUGGAACAAGGUGCACGCCCCGGCGCCCGAGCAGAUCACGCCCUACGCCGAGCUGCCGAAGGCCUCGGACCCGAGCCUGCUCAACAAGCUCGCCGUGCUGAAGCUGAACGGUGGCCUGGGCACGACGAUGGGCUGCACUGGCCCCAAGUCGGUGAUUGAGGUGCGCGAGGGCAUGACCUUCCUCGACCUCUCCGUGCGCCAGAUCGAGCACCUCAACUCGACGCACAACGUCAAUGUGCCGUUCAUCCUGAUGAACUCGUUCAACACGGACGACGACACGGCGCGCGUGAUCCAGAAGUACGCCAACCACAACGUCGAGAUUCUCACGUUCAACCAGUCGCGCUACCCGCGCGUCAACAAGGAGAGCCUGCUGCCGUGCCCGCGCAGCGCCAUCUCCGACAAGAGCCUGUGGUUCCCGCCCGGCCACGGCGACCUGUUCGACGCCAUGUACAACUCGGGCCUGCUCGACCGCCUGAUUGCCGCGGGCAAGGAGUACAUCUUCGUCUCGAACGUCGACAACCUCGGCGCCACCGUCGACCUCGAGAUCUACCAGCACAUGGUCGACACGCAGGCCGAGUUCAUCUCCGAGGUCACCGACAAGACCAAGGCCGAUGUCAAGGGCGGCACCCUCAUCGACUACGACGGCACGAUCCGCCUCCUCGAGAUUGCGCAGGUGCCCUCGGAGCACACCGAGGAGUUCAAGAGCGUCAAGAAGUUCAAGAUCUUCAACACCAACAACCUGUGGCUCAACCUCAAGGCCAUCAAGCGCGUGCUUGAGAACGACGAGCUCGACCUCGAGAUCAUCGUCAACAACAAGUCGCUCGACAACGGCGAGGCCGUGAUCCAGCUCGAGACGGCCGUCGGCGCGGCCAUCAAGCACUUCCGCGGCGCCAAGGGCGUCAACGUGCCGCGCUCGCGCUUCCUGCCCGUCAAGAGCACGGGCGACCUGCUGCUCAUCACGUCGGACCUGUACAACCUCGAGCACGGCGUGCUCAAGAUGAGCGCCACGCGGCAAUUCCAGCAGACGCCCGUCAUCAAGCUCGGCGACACGUUCAAGAAGGUCGCCAACUUCCAGAAGCGCCUGAAGAGCAUCCCCAACAUCACCGACCUCGACCACCUCACCGUCGCCGGCGACGUCGUGUUCGGGCGCAACGUCGUGCUCGCGGGCACGGUGAUCAUCAUCGCCACCGAGGGCAGCCACAUCACGAUUCCCGACGGCAGCAUCCUCGAGAACAAGCUCAUCAGCGGCAACCUGAGCAUCAUCGAGCACUAA